GAGUAUGAACACUUGAUUGAUGAUGAAUGGAAUAAAUUUGAUAAUCUAGAAGAAAUGAGUGCUGAAUGGAUUUACACAAAAGAAAAUGGUUUUAUGCAAAAAGAAGAUAAAAGAAUCAUCUUGUAUCUUCAUGGUGGUGCUUAUAUUAUGUGUAGUACUGGAUCUCAUCGUGUCGUCACCUCGAAAAUUGCAAAAGGUGCCGAUGCUCAUGUCUUCGCUCCACAAAAUCAAUUUCCUGCAGCCCUGCAUGAUGCACUAGCUGCUUAUUUAUAUCUCACUAACCCGCCAAAAGAUGCUGGUUUCAGUGCUAUUAAUCCUAAACAGAUCGUUAUAAUGGGUGAUAGUGCUGGGGGCGGUCUUACCAUUGCUACUUUACUCGCACUACGUGAUAGUGGUUUGCCGAUGGUUGCCGGUGCUGUUGGUUGGUCGGCAUGGGUUGAUCUGACACACAGUAUGCCAUCCAUUUUAAGAAAAGAAUGCGAUAAAUACGAUUACCUUCCAGAUUCUACUUUACAAUUUCUUCCUUCUCAAGCUCAAAACCAAUACCUCGAAAAAUCCGCUGCACUCUCUGAAAAAAUAAAACAAUCAAACAAACCAAAAUUAUGGCACAAAUCCCUUGAACGAGAAAUUCGAGUUCAACAAUACGCCGCUAAUGAGGCCUUAUCAAUUCCUUAUAUAAGCCCUUUGUGUGCCGAAAGUUUGGGUGGAUUGCCGCCUAUGUUGUUGACGGCGGGUGAUGAAGAGAGGUUACGUGAUGAGAUUAUUUAUCUUGCAUUCAAAGCCAGUCAACCUUCAAAGUAUUUAUUGCCAAUCUAUAAUGCUGACAAAUUUGAGAUAUCACCAUUUAAAACACCUACAAAUGUCACUCUUGAAAUUUAUGAAGACUUGCCUCAUGUAUUCCAGAUAUUAGGAUGCCAUGAAUCAACUUCAUUUUCAUUUCAACGUACAGCUGAAUUCAUUCGCGAAGUUGUUGCAUCCGCUUCAGGAAAAUCUACUUCAAACCAAAUGGCUAACUCAUCAAGUUACUUUAGAAUAAACGGAAAUACGCAACUUUCUCCAUUAAAAGAAAGCGACUAUUCAGUACUUGAAUGGCAAAAUGUCGGUUGUGCUCCAACUGUUGAAAUACGUAGUAAAACUCCUAUGAAAACACCUAAUGAAGUUAAAAUACGUCCACUGGAUCUUAUUGUAUAUAUUGUAGCUAUAUUUGCUGUAAUUGGAUAUUUAUUCUAA
This is a messenger RNA of Dentiscutata erythropus, 1230 nucleotides long. Lineage: Eukaryota; Fungi; Glomeromycota; Glomeromycetes; Diversisporales; Gigasporaceae. The record is from the annotation of a GenBank genome assembly.